Recurvomyces mirabilis is the source of this 3243-nucleotide messenger RNA. RefSeq lists its product as uncharacterized. NCBI's taxonomy places the organism in Eukaryota, Fungi, Ascomycota, Dothideomycetes, Mycosphaerellales, Teratosphaeriaceae. The transcript has a single exon. The record is from RefSeq and is a predicted model, not a curated record. Gene Ontology annotation, molecular function: protein binding. Bases 1 to 3243 code for a protein of 1080 amino acids.
AUGCCACGUUCAACCCAAAUAGCAAGCCUUCUGGCUUUCCUUGGGACAGUGUCGAGCCAGAUAUUGCCAUACAAUCCUGCUCGAGUACUGCUUGGCCCCAACUCAUCCUACGCCUACAUCUUUCCAGCCUCUACAUCCGCCGUGGGAGCAUCUCGAUUCCAGACCGUCGACCUCACCAAGGCAGUCUACAAUGCACCUGAACAAUUCACUACCUCCUCGCAGACGCUGCCCUUCCUGAAGGGCAGUAGUCUACUUCCUUAUACGCCUGUAAUCGAUGCCAGCGGAAACAUAACUGUCCUGGCUGGGGACUGCUCACAAGGCGCGAAUGGGACAGAACUAUGGCGAUAUACAGCAGACGCAAGCACGAUCAGCAAUGGGAACUGGGCCCAGUCCAGCACUACGAACCAAGAGCAGGACAAUGGCACAGCGGUCACUGGUCCAAAUUUCCUGGCUAGUGGACUGUCUUUCUCCCAGUAUGCUGAUGCUGACGAGACGAACACUGGCAUGUUCGUCUUCGGUGGCAUGUGUCCCCUUCCGAAUGCCACGACAGCGACAUGGACGAAUUCGGCCGACUACUCUAACAUGAUGCUUACGCUGUCGCAAGAUAGCAAUACUGGAUACACUGAUUAUGAUAUUGGUAUGGUAGCCAGCAAAGGGCCGCCCAUACCGGAAGCUGGCUUCUCUAUCACUCCGCUCGCUGCUACGUUCACGGCUAGUACAAACAACCAGCCGCAGAAGCAGCAGCAGAAUUUUGUGCUCCUUGGUGGGCAUACGAAGACGGCAUUUAUCAAUAUGUCACAGGUUGCAGUCUUCUCGCUACCGCAGCAGACCUGGACGUUCUUACCUGUGUCCCAGCCGUCCAAUGGCAGGACUGUUCUAUCUUCUCGCCAAAAUCAGACUCUGGUGGAGCCGAGAUCGGGGCACACAGCUGUGUUGAGCGAGGACGGCACCAGUGUAAUUCUCAUGGGAGGCUGGGUGGGUGAUGUCAACACACCUGCACAACCGCAAUUUGCAGUAUUGACUCUCGGCUCGGGCUUUGGUGGUAAUGGGGACUGGAGCUGGAGCGUACCGACCUCUGCCGGUGCAGCGCCCUCAUCGGGUGGAAUGUACGGGCAUGGCGCUGCCAUGCUACCCGGGAACAUUAUGAUGAUUGUGGGUGGCUAUGAAAUUCAAAGUGGGUCGUCGAAGCUCGCAAGGCGCGGAGCACAAUCUACUAAUGGCCAGAUCUAUUUCUACAAUGCCAGCUCCAGUACAUGGAUUGACUCAUACACGCCAUCGAAUGCUGCAUCGAAACAGAAAGCUCACACAACCGGCGCAUUAAGCAACGUAUCCCAGAAAGCAGGACUCGGUGCUGGUCUUGGCAUUGGUGCGGCGAUAUUGAUCGGGUUGAUCAUAUUCUACUUCUGGUACAAUCGGCGAUUGCGACUUGCGCGCGAAGCUCGUGGCCGCACUCUACUGUCUGGAUCAUCCGAUGGCUCUCUCCCGACCGACGAGAAGUUCCUGACAGAUGGCGGUAUCGAUGGGCAAGGAGGAGAUGCAGCAGCUGUCGGCCGAUUUUGGAACGUGUGGGAUCAUGAUAGCGGCGCUUAUCCGCCGCGCGAAGAGCCAAUGCAGCAAGCUGGUACUGCGGGUGCUACUGGCUUGUUCGUGAACAUUCCGAGCCCGACACGAGGCUUGCGCAAGGGCGUUGGUAUUAGGAGCUACCAGUAUCAUGCAGCUCCAAGGUACGAUGACAAGCGUAUCAGUCGCGGGAGCGGCAACAUCCCACCUAUAGCUGAACACGAGGACGAAGAUGACACUGAUGCUGGUGCAAGACCCACAAGUGCGGACACGUGCUUGACAGAUGCAGAACGGCGGUUGAAGGAGGUCGAGCGGGUGCUUAAUUCCACCGAUCCGUUCCUUGAUGGCGAGCCCAACCCGUUGCGCAGCCAUCCUGUGUCUCCAGAAGUGCCUAAUCCAUCAAUAAUCAGGCGCAAGCCUGUCAGCGGCAGCUGGACUCCUGCGCAGGUAGCUGGACGAUCGGACACCAAUUCGACCGACUCUUCCACAGUACGCCCAACGCAAUCGCGGUCGACGGAUGCUGGACUCCACAUCGACACCACCACUGGUCGGGUCUCACCCACCAAGAGUGACGAAAGGACAUCUUCGAUUUUGAGCACACGAUCCACCACUUCCAGUAGUUCCGUGACGCGCACCAUGGAAACCAGGACGGGCGCCAUACUAGCCGCAGCUGCUGCAGCACGAGCAGCCUCAAAUCGCAGUCCCGAGCAUUCUCAGAGCUCGUCAAAUGAAAGCCGUAGCCAUACCAUGUCUACAAAUGGCGGUAGGAAAUCACCCUUUUACUACAGUAGCCGGGCAAGAUCCCCAGCAACCGAGAAAGCCUUGGAUAUAGCUGGCGCGGACAGUGCAGAUGCAGAUGAUGAGUCUUUCAAGACUGCCCGAACCGACUUUGUCGCCCUACAAAGCCAAGGCGAGGCGCUGCUUGGUGGUCGUCCACGGCUCGACAGCGACGACCCUUACCAGCGUGCGAUGGCCGCUCAAAGCUCUACCCGAGAAGCGAAGACUGCGAGACUGUACGAUGAUGACUCGGGUCCACCAUCAGCUUUAGGGCCGAGAAGGCGUCAAGGAUGGAUGGGAAGCCUGCGAAGAGCUCUGAAUGUAGUCUCCAUGAGCGAGAGGAGCUUCAGUAUGACCAGCAAUGCCGAGAGGACUCUGGAUGAGCAGCGAGAAGCGUUGAUGAUCUCGCACUCAAGGGAUCGACCCGGCGGUGCGCCGCGCCGUACUGUGUCUGACGGCGGAGCACUGUUGAAGAAAAAGCGGGGCCAACAGGACUGGGAAGACGGCCACUGGCCUCGAUAUCGUGACGACCCUGAUCCUGGCGAUUGGGGUGAAGCGGAGCGGUCAUCAUUCGAGAAGCAAAAGGCAGAGGAGGAAUGGGACGUAGAGGGAGCGGCCAGCAGACGUGAUGUUCAGGUCAUGUUCACUGUACCGAAAGCUCGUCUGCGGGUCGUCAACGCAGACCUGGAUCGUAUCAGUCUACGAAGCGCUAGUGAUGGUGCUCUAAGCCGGACGAACAGCGUCAAGAAUCUGCGCCGAGAAGAGUCGAUCAAGACUUUGCGGGCACGAUCAGAGGGUGAUCGGAUAAUGCUCCCUCCGACUUCAGAGGAGGAGGGCCAGGAUACUAGCGAAGGCGCUGCGACUGGUAGCGAUCUUUUGGUUCACGAGAAGGCGAAGGCUGCCUGA